AUGGCUUUCCUCUUCGGUGGGAGGGGCCGCCAGAGAUCUCCGGCUGAAAUUGCAAGAUCAUUAAAAGAGGUCCUGCUCAAAUUGGAAGAUAAUCCAAAGGUCGAGGACGAUGUUGCCAAAUACAUGUCCCAGAUGAAGCUGAUUGUCCAAGGCACUCCUGAAGUGGAUUGCAGCCCCGAACAAGUCCACCAACUAGUCUCCUGUAUAAUUCAAGAAGAUAUUCUUUUUGAACUCGCCAAAAGCAUCCGGCUCCUCCCGUUCGAGGCCCGGAAAGACGCCCAAAUUAUCUUCUCCCAUAUCCUCCGCUUCAAACCCGCCAAUGCACAGUCGGGAGAUCCCUCUGCCAUCUCCUACCUCGUUCUGCAGCGGCCUGAGAUCAUUGUCGAGCUCUGCCGGGGCUACGAACACUCUCAGAGUGCCAUGCCAUGCGGUACUAUUCUGAGACAGGCCUUGCAGUAUGAUACCAUUGCUGCACUUAUACUAUAUGACGAGUCGAAACCCCUGGGGAAAGCCGUUCAAUUGAAAGACGUUGAUGUCAGCCAGAAGCAGACCGGCAGGGGACUUUUCUGGCAGUUUUUCACUUGGAUCAACAAAGGCACAUUCGAAGUCAGUGCUGACGCUUUUACCACGUUUAGGGAAAUACUCACAAAGCACAAGCAACUCGUAUCCCAAUACCUCGCUACCAACUACGACCUCUUCUUCACCUUGCAAUAUAACCCUUUACUUCUACUCUCGUCCUCGUAUGUCACAAAACGACAGUCCAUAAAACUGUUGGGUGAACUACUCCUGGACCGCGCAAACUAUGUCAUUAUGACCCAGUAUGUUGCUAGUGGUGACAACCUCAAAUUAACCAUGAACCUGCUCAAGGAUGACCGAAAAAUGGUCCAAUACGAAGCAUUUCACGUGUUCAAAGUCUUUGUUGCGAAUCCAAACAAGAGCGAGGAGGUGAGGAAGAUCUUGAUUAAGAACAAAGGGAGACUAUUGAAGUUUCUGCCAACUUUUCUUGAGGGCAGGACCGACGAUGACCAGUUUCUGGAUGAGAAGAGCUUUCUGGUCAGACAAAUUGAGAUGCUGCCGGAUGAGGGACCAGCAGGCUGA
Messenger RNA from Exophiala aquamarina CBS 119918, 1098 nucleotides. Its product is annotated as conidiophore development protein hymA. The coding region runs from base 1 to 1098 and encodes 365 amino acids. NCBI's taxonomy places the organism in Eukaryota, Fungi, Ascomycota, Eurotiomycetes, Chaetothyriales, Herpotrichiellaceae. Gene Ontology annotation, molecular function: protein serine/threonine kinase activator activity. The transcript is spliced from 4 exons. The record is from RefSeq and is a predicted model, not a curated record. Gene Ontology annotation, biological process: intracellular signal transduction.